GCGCAACCUUUAUAGGCUUUCCGUGAAAACUGCUUCCUAAUAUGCAGUAGUGGUGAAUCGAUAACGCGAAGCAGACGCGUCGAUUUUCGUGCGCGCUGUAAUCGUCGUAUUAUGUAAACAGAUUCAUCAUGAGCUCAAAAACUGUAUUAUUUAGUGUUAUGAUCUUUAUUUUAAAUAGUGCAAGAGGACAAAAAUCAUCACAGAAUGCUUUGUUGGAAUGUCCAUCACUCGACAAGGGCGAUAGCUACACGCAGUCGGAGUUUCUAUCACGCCUGGCCCACGAGUGUCGCUACGACCGACUGCUCCUCCCUACUUAUCAGACAGGGGAAGUGGUGUAUGUACAUGCCAGCGCUUACGUAUACUUUAUACAACCCGCUGAAGCACACGAUUUGAAUUUCAAAUUGCAUUUCCUUCUACAAUUAAGAUGGACGGACGCGCGGCUUGCAUACACCUUAUAUUCACCUGAACGCACGAAAAUUAUCGGAGAGAGCGAUCUCCGACAGCGAAUUUGGGUUCCUCAUUUGUACAUGUCCAACGAACAAUCGUCAAGUCUCAUGGGAACCGACAGUAAGGAUGUGCUAAUCUCAAUAGCACCUGAUGGAGAGGUUUUGUUCAGUCGUCGAAUGCAAGCAGUUCUAUACUGUUGGAUGAAUCUCCAGAAAUUUCCGUUUGACGACCAAAAGUGCUCAAUGAACCUAGAGAGUUGGAAAUACAACGCUUCUAUUUUACGUUUAAUGUGGGAAAAGGAAAAUCCAGUCCGACUUUCUUCUGAACUACAUUUAACUGAAUACUCUCUCCUAGACUUUUGGACGAACGAGUCUGUUGUCAGAGGCGAUAUAGUCAAUAUGCGCCUAGGAGGUAGAUCUGGUAACUACAGUGCAUUGAAAUUUACCUUUAAAUUGGGCCGAGAAGUGGGUUACUACCUUAUGGAUUAUUUCAUUCCUUCAAUGAUGAUAGUUGCUAUGUCAUGGGUUACAUUUUGGUUACAAGCUGAUGCUUCUGCACCGAGAAUCACAUUAGGAACAAGUACGAUGCUAUCAUUUAUCACACUUGCGUCGUCACAAGCGAAGACUUUGCCUAAAGUUUCUUACAUCAAAGCCAGUGAAAUCUGGUUCCUUGGUUGCAUUGGCUUCAUCUUCUCAGCCUUGGUGGAGUUCGCUUUUGUUAACACAAUUUGGCGCAGAAAGAAAGUGGUGAAUUUGAAGAAAGUGAACAGCAAGUAUAUUCUUAAGAGCACGCUUACGCCUCGACUGGCGCGCAAGGAGCUGCAGAAGGAGUUGCGGGAGUCGUCGCCGCAGCUCAGCAAGUCGCGCUCAUGCUCCUCGCUGCAGCAGGAGACCAGCAGCGACCCCGCCGGACCCGGAUAUAACAAUUACCUUACUGUACAUAGCUUCCCAUCUGCCCUCAACUUGCCAACAAUCACAACACAGAGCUACGACGACCUAAUAGCUUCGGGCGGCAGGCAACCUCGCAACAACGGCAGCGAGGGUUCUGACGAACCCCCCCAACACCACACUUGGACUCAGAUGACCCCGCAAGAGAUCGCAACUUGGAUAGACAAGCGAUCUCGUCUCUUGUUUCCUCUCCUUUUUAUAUUCUUCAACAUUGUCUACUGGACUUUCGUCUAUUGUCUAUGAUUCAUUAAUUAUUUUGUCUUGACUAAUGUAGUAAUAAUGACGAUGGAAUUUUGUUCCUAUAAUGUAUUAUCAUUAUAAAUUAUGUUUAUCUGUUAAACAUGUUUAAUUAUUUCAUGUGUUAAAGAUAUCAUUGUUAUUUUUUUAUAUCUAGUUUUAGUCUUAUAGAAUCUACUCUCGAAUCUUUUAGAAAGUUUUUCGUAAAUAGGCAUGUUUUUUUAUUUAACUUUUUAUCGUCUUCGAAGGUCUAGUAACUAGUUGAAUUUAAGUAGAAAAAGUCAUUUUUUUAUUAUAUUAUUGCUAGCUGUUGUUUUUAUCUCGUAAAGUAAUCUGAGGGCUAAGUAGCUUGAGUGUAAAAAAGUGUAAGUUCAAGGAGGAACAAUAAAAACGAUAACAUUCUCUGAACACAUUUUUAACUAUCUAGUUCUGUUAAUAUAACUUGAAUAUAUCUAGUUUUACAAAUAUUAUUCAGAAUCUUGUUUAAAAUGUGGUCCAAACUUAUAUUAUUUUAUAUAGUUGUUGAGUUUAAUGAAACUCAUCGAGUAAAAAAUAGUCAUAUUACUUAGAAUAGGUAUUUAUUAUAUUAAUAUU
Molecule: messenger RNA, 2225 nt
Organism: Vanessa atalanta (red admiral)
Lineage: Eukaryota; Metazoa; Arthropoda; Insecta; Lepidoptera; Nymphalidae
Product: pH-sensitive chloride channel 2-like
Exons: 8
Coding region: 129-1637 (502 amino acids)
Biological process (GO): chemical synaptic transmission; nervous system process; chloride transmembrane transport
Cellular component (GO): synapse; membrane; neuron projection
Molecular function (GO): chloride channel activity; transmembrane signaling receptor activity; neurotransmitter receptor activity
Source: RefSeq, a predicted model, not a curated record